Helobdella robusta is the source of this 1383-nucleotide messenger RNA. RefSeq lists its product as hypothetical. Lineage: Eukaryota; Metazoa; Annelida; Clitellata; Rhynchobdellida; Glossiphoniidae. The transcript is spliced from 3 exons. Bases 1 to 1383 code for a protein of 460 amino acids. The record is from RefSeq and is a predicted model, not a curated record.
AUGGCAGAAAGCUCCUCUCAAAUUUAUUCUAAAGCUAAAGUGGGUACAAAAUUUUCUGACUUGGCAAGAAAACCAUCCGGUAGAAUUAAUGAAUUAAGGCACAUGUCCGAUUCUGACGAAUUCACAGCUACCAUUAUGAACGACCUACUGACUUCAAAUCUUUCAGAAACGAAUGAAAACAUGGAAAACGGAAACCCCGCCGAAGAACCUGCAAAAGAUGAAAACGUCACAGCAAACUUAUCGACAGAAAGUGUCCGGGAUGAGGAGCCGCAACAACCACUUCCCAUAUCUGGCGGACAUUUAUUUCAAGCAAGACCAAAUUUGAAAAAUCUUAUUCACCCUCCUGAUAAGAAGCAACGAAUAAUUUCUAGAAAACUAACCAGUCCGGAGUAUGAUUCUGACUUACCAUUCCUCAAAGAGAUCGAACUUGCAAGUGAAAGAUCAAGGGAAGUAGACAUUGAUGAGAACGAUGAAAGAACAUUACCGGAUAAAGCGAAUGAAUCAAUAGAUGGCAGCACAAUUAACAUGACAAAGAUUGACAACGGUUUGGCGUCUCUGAAACUGAGCGAUAGUAAACACGACUCCAAAUCUUUCACUGAAGAUCAAAUAAAAAGCGAAAAAGAUGUUGAAACAAAAAAUGAUAUGAGCGAAAUGAAGAUGUCGUUAGAUAGGGACAGCAACUCAAAGCAAGACAACACAAGUAGUUUGGCUAAAAAUGUAAAUGUAAAAAAUUUCAAACCUCAGCAGCUAACCAAUCCAGAUCACGAUUUUCAACUACUCAACGGCGAAAGAAUCACAAUUAAAAAAAGUGCGGAAGCAAAAACUGACAAUCGUAAAAUUAAAUCAGUAUUAGUGGCAAAAAAUAAAGCAAAUAACGAUGACUGCACGUAUAACUUGACUGAUAAAGAAACAGACCUUGAAUUUACUGUGGACUUGCCAAGAGAUCCAGAAGAAGCGGAAGAAAUAAGAAGAAUGUUUGAUCAAUAUAUUAGAGUCGCUAAAAAAAAGAUCAAUAAUUCGUCGCCCAGGAAAUUAUAUUCAGCAGACGAGAUGGGACAACUUCCGGCCAGUGAAAGGCAGGCGUUGAACGAAGACGCCUAUAUCAAUUGGACCGACAGGAAAAAUAAAGAAAGAACAGUAAACUCCAAGUUGAAUGCAAGGCAGCAGAAACUUGAAGAAAAAAAAUGCUUGGUUCACAAAGUUAAGCUAUCUUCCAAGUUGGUAGUUGCAGAGUAUAUAAAAUUGAAAUCUCUGGAAUCCGUGAAGACUAAGACUUGGGAGCAAAAAUGUUAUGAAAACCACCAACAGUGGUUGGACAAUUGCUUCAAAAGGAGAUUCAAGAUAGAAAGUUUCGUGUGGCCUGUCGGAGAAUCGUUGGAUUAA